Molecule: messenger RNA, 4437 nt
Organism: Gaeumannomyces tritici R3-111a-1
Lineage: Eukaryota; Fungi; Ascomycota; Sordariomycetes; Magnaporthales; Magnaporthaceae
Product: anaphase-promoting complex subunit 2
Exons: 1
Coding region: 480-3764 (1094 amino acids)
Biological process (GO): ubiquitin-dependent protein catabolic process
Cellular component (GO): anaphase-promoting complex
Molecular function (GO): ubiquitin protein ligase binding
Source: RefSeq, a predicted model, not a curated record
AAGACGACGCCAGCGCACCCACCCUUUCCACUCCUGCACCACAGCACCGGACAGGUCGCGCGUCUGCUUCCCCAACUUGGCUAGGCUGCUUUGACCACGGGCAAAUCACGGGCCUGGGAAUCCUCGAGCACCUCUCUCUAAGCGCCCAGGGCUGCAGGUGGCCGCAUCCAACCUUGCCCAGUCUGCCCUCUGGCUCGUCGAGAAGCCUUCGGGAGCCGUCUGUGCCUCCCGGUCAUCCCUGCCGAACCCAGCAGCUGGUUCUGGUCUCGGUAUUGCCCGAGGAGCCUUACUGUGACUGCUCCUCCUGCCCCUGCUGCUGCUGCUGCUGCUACUCCUGUUCGGUUCUUGUGACGGGAGCCUUGCCUGUCCUGACGAGACAUAUCGGUACCCCACGCCCCUCCUCCUGGGCAUCAAGAUAAGCCAUCUCGGAUAGGUUCGCAGGCAGAACACGCCUCUUGGCCUGGCCUCCUCAUGCAGACAUGACCGCCGCCGUCGCGUCCAGCUUCAAGGCCCGCAGGCGCCAGGUGUGGACCUCUGUCUUCCCAGAAGUCUCGCAGCCCACGCCCCAGGCACCCACCGCUGCCGUCUUCCCUGACCAGAACCAGCGGUCUGGGGCGUUUCAGCCAUCGCCAGCUUCGGGUUCGUCCCUGCAACCGCCGCGGCCCACCAACGCCGCUGAUGUGCAGCAGCGCCGCUCGCCGGCCACCAGGAGCGGCGGUAGCAGCAGCCUCAAAAGCCCCCCAGGCCAACACGGCGUCCUAUCACCGCCUCCCGUGGGCCUGGGCCUAGGUCUGGGGCUCGCGGGCCUGGGGUCGCCAGACCGCCACCAGCAGUCCAUCCCAAGGCCCGUGCCAGACCCUCUCCACCACCAGCACAUGGUCAGCCAACCCCGUAGCGCGGCCGACGACCAGAUCGCGUUCGAUCGGGCGUGGCACGUAGUGACAUCGCGAGUCGCGCUUCCCUCAGCUGCAUCCGCCGAGGACUCUUUCGGUACGCUGCCCUCCAUGUCACGACUCGAGUCCCAGGACGCCACGUCCGAGUUCGAGUUUCAAGAGGCGCUCCGGACCGUGCUAGAGGCAAAGACGCUGCUGCCACGGGCCUCCCACACGGAGGAUGUGUUGGCGUGGCACACGCAGCAGGUCCGCCAGCAUUUUGCCCAGCACGUGAUGCCCCUGCUGUCGGCCUGCGCCGCCGGCCCCGCCUUGGCAUCCUCCGGUCUUGCCACGGCUGCCGGAGCCAGGCGGACAGCCGGGGCCGGCCCCACCGCCGCCAGCAUCUUCGAGCAGCACCUGGUAGCCGUCAUGAAUAGUAUCCGGACGCUAGACGGUGCGUUCAGGCAGUAUGACUAUGGCCUUUCCCUCAUCCUCCGUGGUUACCAUCAGAAGGGCGUGCGCCAGGCAGAGGAGGACGACACCAUGGACGUGGAAAUGCAGGACCCGCCCGCAACGUCUGUCGAGUCGCUUGCCAAGAGCUUCAGAAAGGACGUCCGCUCGCUGGUAGGGAACUCGGCGCCCCCGGAGCUUAUGCUGUCGGUCCGUGCAGUUCUCGUUGCCCUCGUCAGCCGGAUCCUGGGAUUCCCUGGGCUGCAGGCUGCAGCUGGCGAUGCGAAAGCAUCGAAGCCGUCGGGCUCUGGACCCGGCAGGCCGGGAAAGCCCCCUGCGACACCCCUCUCAGCUGCCGGCACCGUCCGCCCAGCUCCUCCCAGCGACGAGGAUGCCCGGGUCAUCGCGGCGAGACAGCGGCUGCAUGAGCUUGUCGGGGCCCUCGCCGACGUUGGCCUGGCUGGCGAGCGGACGCAGGUUCUCUUCGCCGAGAUAAUGGACAAGCUGAUGUCUGACUUUGUCCACGGGGCGUACGCUGGCACGUGGGAAUCCGAGGACCAAACAGCAGUGGCCGAUCCCACCAGGACGCCCUUGACGGCAAGGCGCGCCGGGCUUCGAUCAGCAGCAUCCAAGCUGGCAAACAAGCAGCAGUCUUGCAGCUCGACCCUAUGCCAGUGGGUUGAGAACCAUUUUUCACGCCUUGCUUUUGAGGUUCUGCGCCUGAUUUCGGUUGACGACGAGGCGGGCACUCGAGCCGUGUCAUUCACCGAUGUCACCAAGUGGAAGGACAUUGCCCUCGGCCGCCUGGCUACCCUGCGCGUGUCGGAGCUGUUCGAUAUUGUGUUACACUGGCCAAAGAGCAAAAGCGGGCUGGAAGACCUGCGAGCGAGCGUGGCUACGCCUCAGCGGCGACUGCAGCUCACAGACGCCUUCUCGGCGGCUCUUCAGGCACGCCUGCUGCACUCUUCCCGCUCCACGGUAGAGAUACUACAAGUUUACAUCGCCAUGAUUCGAACGUUUCACGCGCUGGACCAUUCCAAGGUCCUGCUCAGCCGGGUGGUCCCGUCCCUCCAGCUGUAUCUCUGCCAGCGCGAAGAUGCGAUACGCCUCGUGGUCACAGGCCUCCUGGCGAACCCCGACGAGGUGGAGCAGAAUGAGGCGGGGGCCAAGCCCUCUGAGGAUGCCAUGUUCCCCAAGGACACAAACGUUAUUGCCGGGCCAAGGGGCAAGAAGUGCCUCACCGAGCUAGCGGUGCUACUAAACGACCCCGCGCAGCAGCGGCGGCAGGCGACCGAGGACGAUGACGUGGACUGGAACGACAUGGACUGGCUGCCAGACCCGGUGGACGCGGGAGCCAACUACAAGCGGCCCAAGUCGGAGGACGUCAUCGGGACGCUCAUCAGCGCUCUGGGCGCCGAGGACGUCUUCAUCAAGGAGUUCCAGAACACCAUCGCCGAGCGGCUGCUCUCGUCACAGAGUCGGUUCGACCAGGAGAUCAAGGUGCUUCAGUUGCUCAAGAAGCGGUUCGGCGAGGCGGCACUACAGAGCUGCGAUGUCAUGAUCCGCGACGUCAGGGAGUCGGGCCGCCUCGACCCCUACAUCCGACGUGCACAGUUUGUAGCCCAGUUCAGGACGCCGCGGGGAGGUGAAGACGAGACGGAGGAGCGAGACACAAAGUACACGGCCAAGAUCCUCUCGCGUCUCUUCUGGCCCGACAUGGAGCCAGACGCAUUUGUGCUCCCGCCGCCCGUGGCGGACAAGCAGAAGGAGUACGAGGAAGGAUACGAGCGGGCAAAGUCGUCGCGGCGCCUCACGUGGCUCAACAACUACGGGCAGGCUACGGUCGAGCUGGAGUUUGGCGACCGCACCGUGUCGGUCCAGUGCAAGACGUACGAGGCCGCCGUCAUCUACGCGUUCCAGGACGAGGAUGGGGAGGAGGAAGGGGGCAGUGUCCGGAAGUCGUUUGACGAAAUCUGGCCCCAGCUCCAGAUGGACGAGGACCUUUUACGGGAGGCGCUCGAGUUCUGGACCGUACAGGGGGUUCUUCGCCGGGUCGGCGGGGACACGUACACGGUGGUGGAGUCGUUGCAGGUCGAGCAGGAGACGGGCGCCGACGACGACGACGACGACGACGACAACAACAACGCGGACGAGCCCGAGGCGCAGGCCGGAGGCGGCAGGUCAGGCGCCGGUGGGGCCGGCAGCAGCGCCGUGUCCAAGCAGCGGCAACAGCAGGAGACGGUGCAUUGGCAGUACAUCGUGGGCAUGCUGACCAACUCGGCGGCGUCGAUGCCGACGACCCAGAUCGCCAUGAUGAUGCGCAUGAUGAUGCCCGGCGGUCUCCCUUGGAGCAACGAGGAGCUGCAAGAUUUUCUGGGCGCCAAGGUUGCGGCUGGCGAUCUCGAGGUCGUCGGGGGCAAGUACCGGCUCGUCAAGAAGUAAGCCCGUCCAUAACGACCACAUGAUAUGGCGGAGGCUUGAUAUUCAGAUACCCAUCCAUUUUCCAACACAUUCCUUCAGUUCAGCAUUGUUCCCCGUGGCGUUUGCGUCCCACCCAGCAGCAGCAUCACAUGAACACCUGUUCCACAUCCUCAUCGCCCCGAUAGCACGGUCUCGGUCUGUUCUGUUCUAGGGACGCCACCAAGCAGCCCCGCGCGCGCCCGAGCACCGCUGAUGGGCCAAGGUUGGGACGGGCUGCAGGCCAGCAGGCAAGCAAACGGCAAAAGCAAGGGAGAUGACAGGCUGUGCUGGAAGGUCGUGGAAACGUGGCGGCGGCGGCAGGCAAAUGGCAAAUGGCAAAUGGCAAAGCGACGCAGAGCCCUGUCAUUAGGAGGAGAGGAGAGAGGGGUUACAUACUACGAGACGAGAGAGGGCCCGGGCCCUUGCGAGGCUGGGGUUCGGGUUCGUGCGGAACGCCGGGCCUGGGGGUUUUUUUUUGUUUCCCCGCCGCUUAGUAGUUUGUCUCAACAAACCCAAGUGAUGUGGCGGUGAGGAGUCACGCGAUUUUUUUGGGGGGACACUUGUGAGUGACGUCGUCGAGACGGGGUGGAAGACUGAGAGAGAAGAAAAUUAAUAAAGAAAAGAAAAGAAAAAAGAAAAUGAGACUUCAAGGCGA